CUUGAAAGCCAGUCAUUCAGAGGUACAGCUGGCACAGCACGAUCGUUUCAUCCUGCUGAGAGGCAGAGGGGACGAGGGGGGACAGGGUCUGGAAAGGCAGAUCCCCUCUCCAGUCUGCUCAGCUGUGCCACUCGCCUGCGGAUGGGACCUGCAUGAUGUUGUCAGCCCAGGAGAAACGUGGACUGGUGUUUUCCUUGACCUUCCUUCACCUUGGCGGAGAGCAAAGCGGAUCUGGUUGUUAACUCCCCACCUUUUCGGCACUGGGACAGCGAGAAAAGUUCAGCGUCGCUUGUGGUGGGAGUGAGGGAAGCGGGGACGGUUUGCAGUGGGUUUGUAUAUUAAGCUGUCGUAUCAAAGGCGAGCCGUAGGCUGACAAGAAAUGUAACCUGAGGAGAAAGGACACUGGUGCGUUCGAGCACACUGAAGGAUUCUUGCAUGACCUGUCACUCUUUCAGUGCUGUAGACUGAGCAGGUCUUACUGGUUUUUUACCGAGGUGGUGGGAGCUGAAUGGGGUGUGGGCUCAUUUCUAUUCGUCCACAGACAUCUCUACGAUCUUCUUUUAUCUUUUUUAAUUCCCCCCUGGAUAUAACUUGGAGAAAUAGUGGCCAUCGAGUUUGCUGCCAUCUGGGCUCAGCCCAGCUGAACCAAUUUUGGAGGAUACCUUCGCUGCAACCCCCGGGACGUGCUCCUAGGAGGAGGAGAAGAUAAAACGGUUUGGCAUCGUUGUUGGAGCUUGAGGAAAAACAUUGCUUUUGACUCCAGAGCGAAUGACCAGGAAGAUCCAUGUGAUGUCUUGAUCUUCCCCAUUUGCCCUGCUGAGCAUGGGGUAGCAGUGGCUGACCAUGGUGGUCACCCAGUUAGAACUGGAGCUGUGCUUUCAUGGCCAGAAACUGAGAGGUUUCACCUGCAAGCUAACCAGGUCAGCCAGUGGAUUUCUCCCAGAGACGUCGUUCUCCAUUGCCUCCCAGAUUUUCAUGCCCUUCCUUCUGGCUGGCUUGGGCAUGGUAGCUGCUGGGCUCUUGAUGGAUGUUGUCCAACACUGGGAGGUGUUUCGGACAAUUACAGAAGUUUUUAUCCUGGUUCCUGCCUUGGUUGGCCUGAAGGGUAAUCUCGAGAUGACAUUGGCAUCCAGGCUCUCUACUGCUGCUAACACUGGACAGAUGGAUGAUGCUCAGAAGCAGUGGAAAAUGGCCACCUGCAAUUUAGCCCUUAUCCAGGUCCAGGCCACGGUGGUGGGACUCCUGGCUGCUGUUGCUGCCGUCAUCCUGGGAGCCAUCUCCAAGGGCUCUGUAGAGCUGAGCCAGGCAGCCGUGCUGUGUGCCAGCAGUGUGACCACGGCCUUCAUCGCUGCACUUUCUCUCGGUCUGGUGAUGAUUGGCGUGAUCAUCGGAGCCAGGAAAGUUGGGAUCAACCCGGACAACAUCGCCACACCCAUAGCAGCAAGCCUUGGAGACCUGAUAACCCUUUCCCUGCUGGCAGGAAUCAGCAGUACGCUCUUCAAGUACAUAGAUAUGAAAUACCUUUCACCUCUGAUCUGUGCUGUCUUCAUUAUCAUGAUCCCUCUGUGGGUUGCUAUUGCCAAGCAAAGUCCUUCCCUUGCUGAAGUUUUGAAGUCUGGAUGGCAGCCUGUCAUUGUUGCAAUGAGCAUCAGCAGCAUUGGUGGGCUCAUCUUGGACAAAACUGUAACUGACCCAAACUUUGAAGGCAUGGCAGUUUUCACACCUGUGAUUAAUGGUGUUGGAGGGAAUCUGGUCGCCAUCCAGGCCAGCCGUAUUUCCACAUUCCUACAUUUCUGGAGCAUGCCUGGAGUUUUGCCAUACAAGAUGAGGCAGAAUUGGCCCAAUCCAUGCACCACAUUCUUCUCAUCAGAGGUGAAUUCCAAGUCAGCCCGAGUCCUGUUCCUCCUGGUUGUCCCAGGGCACCUCGUGUUCCUCUACACCAUCCACCUGCUGCAAGGAGGCCACACAUCUCUGUCCUUCACCUUUGUGAUGUUUUAUCUCACUGCUGCUUUGUUGCAGGUGGGAAUCCUGCUCUACGUAGCCGAGCUCAUUGUGCGCUUGAUGUGGAGGAAGGCUUUGGAUCCUGAUAAUUUCUCCAUCCCCUACCUCACUGCCCUGGGGGAUCUCCUGGGCACUGGAUUCCUUGCUGUCUGUUUCCGUCUGGUUUGGCUCAUUCACGGUGCAGACAUGAACCUGGGCAACUGAAGGACUGCGUGCUGCUCCAUGUUACUGAUUCGACACGGCACAAUUCUCUGGGACAUUGGAGGCUGGGUUGGACCCCACCGCCCUGCCUCUCCUCCCCAUCGUGCCUUAAGCUGGGCUUGCUCGUCCGGAGGAGUCAGCACCCCCAGACUUUGUACCAUUGCACGUGAGCAAGCUGGUUUUAAGCAGCACCCACUGCUCACACCAGCACCCCCAGCCAGUGCAGCAUUAAGGAGAAUUUGGUGCCAUAUAGUGAUGAGCAUUUUGAUUGGCUUCAGUCCCCAGCACCAAAACAGCCUGCAAGGCCCCUUUUAAGCCUGCUGAAUUGGGUGCAUCUGAUCCUGUGAGUCCAUGUCACAUCUCCGUCCAAAUUUCAUUCACAGUCCAAAUAGUUCAUUCACCCUUUUUCUCUCCCUGGAGGAGGAGAGCAUCCUGGUGUUUAAACUUUUCCCUUCUUCAUCACUCAGACGUAUGGACUUUGAGCCCUGCUGGUUCCUGGUGGGAGGAUACAGAGACAGCACCUACCUGUGCAGCACCAUUGCUGCUGUCUGACCAGCUCGAUUGAUUGUGUUUUGGGAGCAGGAGCUUUGGGUUUGUACGGUUUAUGAAAUGUCCAUUAAUUAAAAUGUUUAUUAGUUAAAAUGUUUAUAGAAACGCUCACACACACAAAUAAAGUGGUUAAAAAAUG
This is a messenger RNA of Lagopus leucura (white-tailed ptarmigan), 2890 nucleotides long. RefSeq names its product solute carrier family 41 member 3 (gene SLC41A3). Gene Ontology annotation, biological process: monoatomic cation transport. Gene Ontology annotation, cellular component: plasma membrane. Bases 844 to 2205 code for a protein of 453 amino acids. NCBI's taxonomy places the organism in Eukaryota, Metazoa, Chordata, Aves, Galliformes, Phasianidae. Gene Ontology annotation, molecular function: monoatomic cation transmembrane transporter activity. The record is from RefSeq and is a predicted model, not a curated record. The transcript is spliced from 10 exons.